Molecule: messenger RNA, 789 nt
Organism: Trichoderma reesei QM6a
Lineage: Eukaryota; Fungi; Ascomycota; Sordariomycetes; Hypocreales; Hypocreaceae
Exons: 3
Coding region: 1-789 (262 amino acids)
Source: RefSeq, a predicted model, not a curated record
AUGUUCGCACCACUUUUCCUGGUGCUCCUCCUUGUGCUGGGCCGCAUGGCCUUCGCCGAGCCAACCGUUGGCGCGGCACUGUUGGGAUGGCCUCCCGCGAGGCCAUUCAACUAUUACACCGAGAGACUUGCGCCUUGCGGAAGUCCUCUUGGGGCUGGGGAGAGAGUCGAGCUCCCCACAAAGAACGCUCAUGUCGCCUUCUUCGCCGAGCGAGACGUAGGUCUCAACCUGGCGAUCUCAUACUCUCAGGAUCCCACGUCUCAAGAUGACUUCGAGACCCUGAAGUACGCCCUCCCUCCCGGCCACAUCAACCUCGUCUCCGGCAUCACCUGCGUCAUCCUCGGCUCUCCAAUUUCCGGCGCCGUCCAUGGCCGCAACGCCACGCUGCAGUUCAAGUACCUGUCCAACUACGACUCUCCGGAAGAGUACAGGUACAGGUACUCCUGUGCGGACGUCACCUUCUCGGACACGGCGGACAGUUACAACGGGGACAUCUGCCGUAACAAGACGCGGCCCGUUGCCUACGACAGGUUGUACGGCCCGUUCCUAGGCCCCGAGGAUGAGGAGCACGACGAGGAGACGACGCCGCCGCCGCCGGACAGGGGCAACUAUGUCGAAGUUGAAGUGGAGAGGCCUCCCUUUCCCGGAUGGGCGAUUGCGCUGAUUGCUGUUGGAGCAAGUUUCUUUUGUUCAAUUGUUUAUCUUGUUAUUUACAGGGUUUGCAUUGUGCCGUGGAAGAAGCGCAAGCCUGUGCAGACGACAGGUCGGUGGGUUCCUCCUCCUGUUUGA